AUGACAUCCCUUUCCGAAAAGGACAAGAACAUAGUCCAAACUUUCUGGGCUAAAGUGGCUGGCAGGGAGGAGGACAUCGGUUGUGAUGCUGUCUCCAGGUUGCUGACAGUGUACCCCCAGACCAAGACUUACUUCUCCCACUGGAAGGACCUGAGUCCCGGUUCUGACCCGGUGAGGAAGCACGGAGCAACCGUGAUGGCUGCAGUUACUGAUGCUGUCAGCAAAAUUGAUGAUCUGAUCGGAGCUCUUCUGAGCCUCAGUGAGCUGCACGCCUUCACUCUGAGAGUGGACCCUGCAAACUUCAAG
Pundamilia nyererei is the source of this 306-nucleotide messenger RNA. Its product is annotated as hemoglobin subunit alpha-like. Gene Ontology annotation, biological process: oxygen transport; hydrogen peroxide catabolic process. Gene Ontology annotation, cellular component: blood microparticle; hemoglobin complex; haptoglobin-hemoglobin complex. NCBI's taxonomy places the organism in Eukaryota, Metazoa, Chordata, Actinopteri, Cichliformes, Cichlidae. The transcript is spliced from 2 exons. The annotation marks the transcript as partial. The record is from RefSeq and is a predicted model, not a curated record. Gene Ontology annotation, molecular function: oxygen carrier activity; peroxidase activity; heme binding.